GCAAGAUUUAGCACGACAGUUUCGUCUGUACCUGUAUAACAACAUCCAUCUUGUAUCCGACUACCUACUGCCAGAAUGUCUUAUGCUUCUGCUGCUGCUAAGGGAGGUCCCCAGCCCCCAGAAGAGGCUCGUGCCCCGGCCCCGCCUGAGAUCGUCAAAACAGAAUCUGUGAGCACCGCUUCUCUCGUCGAUGUCGAUGCACCCUCGGUCCAGUCUGUUCACUCCGACUUUCUCAACCAAGAAGUGAAGACCACCACGCAAGCCGAAAGACUGGAGCGGGAGGCCGAGGAGGCUCUCGCCCGGUCAAAGGCUUCUGCGAGCAAGAAAGGAAAAGCCAAGGCUAAAAGUAUACGCGACAACGCCGAAAACCCCGUUUAUAUUGGAAAUGCCGUUAUUAUUGCUGCCGUCAGUGCAGGGCUUGGAUAUGGUGCUUAUCGCAAGCAUACCGAGGGACGCUUGUCGUGGGAAGUUGCUGGUAUUUGGGCCGGUGCUGUCGGUCUAUUUGCUGGUGUUGACUACUUUGUUAGCAAGUGGCUCAUCCAGAACAAAUACCCCAAGAAAGACUAAAUUGGAGAUAAUGCGCAGUGGGAUUGACCGAAGUCGUGAUCGCUUUGCUUGCUCGUACUUCUCAUGUCUGACUCUUUUGAGCCUUUUUAAAUAUCGGUGUUGGUUGGUAGAAUGUCUCCUCUCUGCUUUUCUACUGGGAAUAGUUAUCGAUUAUACCAUGUUGUAGAUUUAAUAGUGAUUUCCCUUGAGUGAACCUGGUUUUUGCACAUGCUCCUGAAAGAGGCGGAUGAAAUACGUCUUAACAUAAUUUAUUUUAUAAACUCCAGGGAAAUAUUAUAAAUGUCGGAUAUCAAGUUGUCGACAUCUGUUCAGAGCGAGGCCGAAUCUCGGAUUAUCUGAAGGCGGUGAAUGGCGUCACUAUUUUGGCUUUUGAAGAGGUGUCCCUUCGGCCCACCGAGA
Talaromyces proteolyticus is the source of this 966-nucleotide messenger RNA. RefSeq lists its product as uncharacterized. Gene Ontology annotation, cellular component: mitochondrial outer membrane. NCBI's taxonomy places the organism in Eukaryota, Fungi, Ascomycota, Eurotiomycetes, Eurotiales, Trichocomaceae. Gene Ontology annotation, molecular function: nascent polypeptide-associated complex binding. The coding region runs from base 76 to 567 and encodes 163 amino acids. The transcript is spliced from 5 exons. The record is from RefSeq and is a predicted model, not a curated record.